AAUCUCCCUGGGUUUGAGGACAGCUACGUCAGGUUGCUUCUUGCACUCUGGAUCACGAAGCUGCUGGAGAGUGUCAGUGGCUUAUAGGCACAAAGCAAGAGAGGCAGAGAUCUGCACAUCAUAGGCUCAGAGAGUGCAAACCUCACCCAAAGCACGGCAGCUACAGAGCACCAUGGCAUUUGCAGGGAUGCUGAGCGACGAGGACAUCAGGGCUGCGGUCCAGGCUUGUCAAACUCCGGGCACAUUCGACUUCAAGUCGUUUUUUGCACAAGUGGGUCUGACCGGCUCAUCUGAGGCAGAUGGAAAAAAAGUGUUUACAGUUCUGGACCAAGACAGGAGUGGAUACAUUGAGGAGGAGGAGCUCAAACUGUUCCUUCAGAAUUUCUCUCCGGGGGCGAGAGAGCUGACCGUGGCUGAGACCAAGACUCUGAUGGCUGCAGGAGAUAAGGAUGGUGAUGGCAAGAUUGGGAUGGAAGAGUUCUGUGAUAUCCUGAAAUAAAGAGAAAAAUAAGAUAAGAUGUUUGUUUGGUGGCGAGACAGCCGCGAGACUUUAGUUGUGUGUGUUUAAUCAAUCAGGUAGCUGGAAUGGGUUAAUAAAUGUAUUUAAAAUGUGA
Molecule: messenger RNA, 614 nt
Organism: Siniperca chuatsi (mandarin fish)
Lineage: Eukaryota; Metazoa; Chordata; Actinopteri; Centrarchiformes; Sinipercidae
Gene: pvalb5
Product: parvalbumin 5
Exons: 5
Coding region: 173-499 (108 amino acids)
Cellular component (GO): nucleus; cytoplasm
Molecular function (GO): calcium ion binding
Source: RefSeq, a predicted model, not a curated record